Molecule: messenger RNA, 399 nt
Organism: Iphiclides podalirius (scarce swallowtail)
Lineage: Eukaryota; Metazoa; Arthropoda; Insecta; Lepidoptera; Papilionidae
Source: the annotation of a GenBank genome assembly
AUGAUAUCUAAAAUAAAUUCAAAAUGUCAAAUGAUUCAAGGAAAUAAAAUAGGUAAAGAUUAUAUAGGCAAUAUUUAUUACGAAAUUCCUGCAGACCCCAGCAGGGGCAAACGUAAGCCAUCUCGUUGGUAUGACCCUCCUAAAGGUCUAGAUUUCGAGGAUCCUAUCCCUUCUGAAUGGGAAUCAUGGUUAAGAAUGAGAAGGAAAGAACCACCAACAGAGGAUGAAGUUGCACAAAAUCUUGCUCUAGCUAAAAUGAAACAAGAAAAUGCAGCUCAAUUAGAAGCUAAAAGAUUAGCGGAUGGUGGUUCUCUGCCCACACCUCCUGAGAGAGGUCCUCAGUCAUUUCCUAAAUAUUCCGAAUACCACUCUGGCGAUCCAUCUAAAUCACAUAAAAAA